Messenger RNA from Cornus florida, 822 nucleotides. Its product is annotated as probable calcium-binding protein CML44. The record is from RefSeq and is a predicted model, not a curated record. Bases 95 to 565 code for a protein of 156 amino acids. The transcript has a single exon. Lineage: Eukaryota; Viridiplantae; Streptophyta; Magnoliopsida; Cornales; Cornaceae. Gene Ontology annotation, molecular function: calcium ion binding.
CUUCCAAUGUUUAAGGUUAGUCACGCCAAUCAAAAACAUUUUCCGAGUCACUAAUACAAGUAGGCUUCUUUGAUCAGUGAACUCUGUGUGCAACAUGUCUCCUCUCAACUCCGACGACCUGCACCGGAUUUUCAAGAAGCUUGACCGGAAUGGCGACGGCCUGGUGAGCCUGGAAGAGCUCAACUGGUUACUGGAGAGGAUCGGGAUCCAUGUCCACACGAGCCUGGACGAGCUCCAGGCUCUAGUGGGUAAAACGAGCCUGGACAUCACUGACUUCAUGGUCUUCUACGAAACCAUAAUUAAGGAAAACAUUGGCGAAAGCACGUCGGAAAAGAAGGAUGAUAGUGUGGAGGGUGAUCUUGCUAAGGCUUUUGGGGUGUUUGAUUUGAAUGGCGACGGCUUCAUUUCAUGCGACGAGCUCCAGAAUGUGCUGUCAAGAUUAGGGUUGUGGGACGAGCACAGUGGACAUGAUUGUAGGACUAUGAUCAAUGUCUACGAUACGAAUUCCGACGGGUUACUCGAUUUUGAAGAGUUCAAGAGCAUGAUGUUGGUUACCAAUUCUUAAUCAAGACAUUUAUUAGUUUUUAUGAUGAUUUUUAAGGUCAGCUAUAUAGGCUAGUUUUAUGAUCAAAACUAGCCAUGAUGUUCUCACUAUUACAUGUAUUAUUGUUGCAGUUAUAAUUAGUAAUGGUUUUGGUGAAAAAAUUGAGUUGAGUAAUAUUUGAGGAUUGUUUUUAAUUGCUGUUUCUGUUGCUUUAAGGUAUUAGAAUUUAUAAGGUCAUUAUUACACAGUAGGUGCUAAAAAGACACCAUUAACCUUUA